Messenger RNA from Fusarium sp. VM40, 1986 nucleotides. The record is from the annotation of a GenBank genome assembly. Lineage: Eukaryota; Fungi; Ascomycota; Sordariomycetes; Hypocreales; Nectriaceae.
AUGCGUCAACCGAUAGCGACACAACAGACUCCCGAUGGCGAGGAAUGGUAUUCUCCCGACAAGAUGCUUGCACGACACCCCAGUAAGCCUCAUAUCGGCAGCCUGGAGGAGUACCAGCAGAUGCACCAGCUCUCCAUCUGCGAGCCCGAUGCUUUCUGGGGAAGUCUGGCUCGCGAGCUUCUCACCUGGGAGCAUGAUUUCCACACCGUCAAGACCGGUUCUCUGGUCGAGGGAAACCCCUCUUGGUUCCUCGGUGGAAAGCUGAACGCUUCUUUCAACUGCGUGGAUCGCCAUGCGCUCAAGAACCCUAACAAGGUCGCCAUCAUCCACGAGACUGAUGACGGAAACAAUGGACAGUCCAUCACAUACGGAGAGCUGCUAAAACAGGUGUGCAAGGUCUCUUGGGCUCUUAAGGACCUUGGUGUUCGAAAGGGCGACACAGUCGCUAUUUACAUGCCCAUGGUUCCUGAAGCUCUUGUUGCUAUUCUUGCUUGCACACGUAUCGGCGCUGUUCACUCUGUUGUCUUUGCUGGUUUCUCAGCUGGUUCUCUCAGAGAUCGCGUCGUCAACGCCAAGAGCAAAGUCGUCAUCACCGCUGACGAGAGCCAGCGAGGUGGUAGGAUAAUCGGCAUCAAGAAGAUCGUCGACGAAGCCCUGAGCCCUCUAGAGGGUGUCCAGACCCUUGUUUUCAAGAGGACUGGGGCCAAUGUUGCGUGGACUGAGGGACGGGAUCACUGGUGGCACGAGGAGGUCGCUAAGUGGCCUAGCUAUAUCGCACCUGAGGCCAUGGACGCUGAGGAUCCUCUGUUUCUGCUAUACACCUCCGGAUCGACGGGUAAGCCAAAGGGCGUUUUGCACACCACUGGUGGCUUCCUGGUAGGAGCUGCUGCGACUGGCAAGUACGUUUUUGAUAUUCACGAGAACGAUCGAUACUUCUGCGCCGGCGACGUUGGAUGGAUCACAGGCCAUACUUACGUUGUCUACGCCCCUCUUCUUCUGGGUGUUUCUACUGUUGUUUUCGAGGGUACACCCACAUUCCCCAACGUCUCUCGUUUCUGGGAUAUCAUCGCAAACCACCAGAUCACACACUUCUACGUCGCUCCUACUGCGCUUCGUCUGCUGAAGAGAGCUGGCUCCGACCCUGUUGACCACGAUACCAAGAGCCUUCGAGUUCUCGGUUCGGUUGGUGAGCCUAUUGCCCCUGAGAUCUGGAAGUGGUACUACGAUGUUAUCGGCAAGGGUGACUGCCACAUCGUUGAUACCUACUGGCAAACUGAAACCGGCUCCCACGCCAUCACCCCUCUGGCUGGUGUCACACCCACCAAGCCUGGAUCCGCAUGCCUGCCAUUCUUCGGUAUCGACACAGUCCUCAUCGACCCCGUUUCAGGUGUCGAGAUCCAAGGAAACGGCGUAGAGGGCGUUCUUGCUUUCAAGUCUUCGUGGCCCAGCAUGGCCCGAACUGUCUAUGGUGACCACCAGAGAUUCGAGGAGACAUACCUCAAGGUGUACCCUGGAUACUACUUCACCGGUGACGGAGCCGCUCGUGAUCAGGAUGGAUUCUACUGGAUCCGCGGCCGCGUCGACGACGUGAUCAACGUCAGCGGCCACCGCCUCUCAACCGCCGAAAUCGAAGCCGCCAUGGUCGAGCACCCAGCGGUCGCCGAGUCCGCGGUAGUCGGCGUCUCAGACGAAGUCACAGGCCAAUCCGUCAUCGCCUUCGUCUGCCUCAAGGAAGCCUUCCGCGCCUCCGAGACCGAGGUGCACGCCGAGCUGCGCCUGCAGGUGCGCAACAGCAUCGGGCCGUUCGCGGCGCCCAAGAAGAUCUUCAUGGUGGUUGAUCUGCCCAAGACGCGCUCUGGAAAGAUCAUGCGCCGUGUGUUGCGGAAGGUGGUCAUGGGCGAGCAGGACCAGCUUGGUGAUAUCUCGACGCUGUCUGAUCCUUCAGUCGUGGAGAAGAUUAUUGAGGUUGUGGAGAAGAGUAGCUAA